Messenger RNA from Ahaetulla prasina, 1990 nucleotides. It is a transcript of the gene SEC63, whose product is annotated as SEC63 homolog, protein translocation regulator. The record is from RefSeq and is a predicted model, not a curated record. Gene Ontology annotation, cellular component: Sec62/Sec63 complex. NCBI's taxonomy places the organism in Eukaryota, Metazoa, Chordata, Lepidosauria, Squamata, Colubridae. Gene Ontology annotation, molecular function: transmembrane protein transporter activity; RNA binding. Gene Ontology annotation, biological process: post-translational protein targeting to endoplasmic reticulum membrane; SRP-dependent cotranslational protein targeting to membrane. Bases 170 to 1549 code for a protein of 459 amino acids. The transcript has 13 exons.
GCGCCGAGAGCGGCCGGCGGGGCGGGCGAGCGAAGGGUGCUUGCUCUUCCCGCUCCUCCUUCCCUCCGCCUUCCUCAUUCUCGCGGGAUCCUUGCAAGAGGCCGCCGCUGGGGCUGCUUGAAGGAGCGAGCACGCAAGCCGAGCGGGGGGGCGGGGCGUGCGGGCAGCCAUGGCCGGGCAGCAGUUCCAGUACGAUGACAGCGGCAACACUUUCUUCUACUUCCUCACCAGCUUCGUAGCCCUCAUCGUUAUCCCCGCCACCUACUACCUGUGGCCGCGGGACCAGCACGCCGAGCAAAUUCGUUUAAAGAAUUUAAGAAAAGUUUAUGGAAGAUGCCUGUGGUAUCGAUUGCGAUUGUUAAAGCCCCAGCAGAAUAUAAUUCCUACAAUAAAAAAAGGUGUGUUACUUGCUGGAUGGGCAUUGUUUUUGUUUCUUGCUUACAAAGUGUCCAAAACAGACCGAGAAUAUCAAGAAUACAAUCCAUAUGAAAUACUACAGUUAGACCCAGGUGCAACAGUGUCAGAAAUUAAAAAACAAUAUCGUUUGUUAUCGCUGAAAUACCAUCCAGAUAAAGGUGGCGAUGAAGUUAUGUUUAUGAAUAUUGCUAAGGCUUAUGCAGCUUUAACUGAUGAAGAAUCUCGAAAAAAUUGGGAAGAAUAUGGCAGCCCUGAUGGACCACAGGCUACAAGCUUUGGAAUUGCAUUGCCAGCUUGGAUUGUGGAUCAGAAGAAUUCUAUUUUGGUUUUGCUGGUUUAUGGAUUAGCAUUUAUGGUUAUUCUUCCAGUGGUUGUAGGUUCUUGGUGGUAUCGAUCAAUUCGUUACAGUGGAGACCAGAUACUCAUCCGUACGACGCAAAUUUAUACCUAUUUUGUUUAUAAAACCAGAAAUAUGGAUAUGAAAAGACUUACAAUGGUUUUGGCAGGGGCUUCCGAAUUUGACCCUCAGUAUAAUAAAGAUGCAACAAGCAGACCUGUAGACAAUAUUCAAAUACCCCAGCUUAUUAGAGAAAUUGGCAGCAUUAAUUUGAAGAAAAAUGAACCUCCGCUUACUUGUCCGUAUAGCUUGAAAGCCAGAGUGCUCUUACUAUCUCAUCUUGCCAGAAUGAAAGUUCCUGAGACACUUGAACAAGAUCAACAGUUUGUCUUAAAAAAGUGCCCUUCCUUGCUUCAAGAAAUUGUAAAUGUAAUCUGCCAAUUAAUACUCAUGGCACGUAGCCGGGAAGAAAGAGAAUUUCGUGCUCCCUCAUUGGCUUCUUUGGAAAACUGCAUGAAACUUUCUCAGAUGAUUGUCCAAGGGCUUCAGCAGUUUAAGUCUCCACUCCUUCAACUCCCACAUAUUGAAGAAGAUAAUCUCAGAAGGGUGUCUAACCAUAAAAAGUACAAAAUUAAAUCUAUCCAAGAUUUGGUGAGUUUGAAAGCCUCAGAUCGUCACAAUUUGCUACACUUUCUUGAAGAUGAAAAAUAUGAAGAAGUUAUGGCUGUCCUUGGCAGUUUUCCACAUAUCACCAUGGAUAUAAAACCCCAGGGUAGGUGGUGUGUGCUGUCUUAGUGAGUUGAUCAGGAUUCCUAUUAUCAAAUUAAUGCUAUAUAUUUAACAAUAAUACUGAAUUUACACUGUUAAUCCCUUAGGAAUUUUGAGAUCUCUGGCAUUGGCUGUCUUAGAUUUGAGGGUCAAAUAAAGAGGACAUAAUAAGCUUCCCUGUUGACAGGUUAAUAUGUAUAAGUCUGGACAAGGGCUGUGAAAAAUGUUUCAAGGUUGGAAUUUCCCAAAUUGCCCUAUUUUCAAAUAUGAAACCACUCUGGCCGUGGAACAGGCUACUGCAAGCACUGCAGAAGAGUUUUAAGCUUGAAAAAGCUAUUUUCAGUAUAAAAUACUUCCUAGCCAAUAGUUUUCAAGCUUGAAUCGUUUAGAACAGGGGUGUCAAACUUGUGUUGUCACAGCGAGCGGCAUCACGUGACAUAUUGCAACUUUCCCCCCGUUUGCUAAACU